Mangifera indica (mango) is the source of this 1447-nucleotide messenger RNA. RefSeq names its product FHA domain-containing protein FHA2-like. Gene Ontology annotation, molecular function: sequence-specific DNA binding; protein binding. Gene Ontology annotation, biological process: regulation of ribosomal protein gene transcription by RNA polymerase II. The transcript has 3 exons. Lineage: Eukaryota; Viridiplantae; Streptophyta; Magnoliopsida; Sapindales; Anacardiaceae. Gene Ontology annotation, cellular component: nucleus. The record is from RefSeq and is a predicted model, not a curated record. Bases 138 to 1172 code for a protein of 344 amino acids.
UAUUUAUUAAUUUUAUAUCAACAAAAAAAACCGGGUCCGGGUAUCUUUACAGACCGGCGGCAGUUCUAAGCUAAUUCCUAGCGAGGAUAACAUGAAACCUGUAUACAAACACACUCUUCACGAAAACCGGACAACUGAUGUUUCAUCUCAAAUCUCCUUUGCUAAAAGACGCUUCGACUAAUACCAUGGGCACGAUCAGCGGAAACGACGUGGAAGCGGGCUUCGCAAAGCUGCAAGGCGAAGAUUUCGAGUAUUACAUGCAGACAUACUCCAUAAUCUUGGGUCGAAACUCGAAGAAAUCAACGGUAGACGUCGACCUCUCUAGCUUAGGAGGCGGCAUGAACAUCUCGCGCCACCACGCGCGCAUCUUCUACGAUUUUACGCGCCGUCGCUUUGCUCUGGAAGUUCUGGGAAAGAACGGGUGCCUGGUGGAGGGAGUUCUUCAUCUUCCUGGAAACCCCCCGGUGAAAUUAGAUUCUCAAGAUUUAUUGCAAAUCGGAGAUAAAGAGUUUUACUUUCUAUUGCCUGUGAGGAGCAUUUUGGGCGGGCCCAUCGGGCUGAGGCAUUAUGCGGGGUCGGUGGCCCCGCAUUACGGUUAUGGGGCGACGGAAGCGGGGAGGAUGGUUGGGUCGGUGGGGGUUACAUCGGCGAAGAAAGGGAGAGGGAGAGAAUAUUAUGAGGAGGAGUAUGAGGAGGAUGAAGAGGGGAGUAGUGGGAAGAAGAUUAGGAAAGAAGGAGGUUUUGAGGGCUACGGUGGUGGUAGUGGUGGCAAGCCUGGAUUGGCUGGAGCUUUCGUUUCUGCAGACAAGAAGGCAGAAGGAAGGUCUAGGGUUGAUCGUGAAUCCGAUAAUCAGCAACUUCUGCAGUUGGAAGAGAAGGAUGUGGUAUCAACUGUAGCCACUGUUCUAUCUGAUCUUUGUGGCCCUGGAGACUGGAUGCCUAUGGAGAGACUUUACAAUGAGUUGGUAGAGCAAUAUAGUAAUGUCUGGCAUCACAGUCGAGUGAGGAGAUAUCUAACUGCUGAGGACUGGCCUUGUCCUGAAUCCAAAGAAAAACCAUGGUAUGGCCUGCUUACGUUGUUGAGAAAAUACCCUGAACACUUUGUGAUCAACACGAGGUCCAAAGGCCGGGUAACAUUGGAGUUUGUGUCUCUGGUCUCUCUAAUUUUGUAACAUCAAGAAGUGUCAGAGAGCAGGUUCUUUACACUGAUUACCUAAUAUGCAAGCUUUUCUGUGAAGUGGAAACAUGGCAGAUUUUGAUUUUGGUAGUGUUGUUGUGAAUUGAGAUUUAAGUGUCAGGGCCAUCUUAGCACCCCUGCAUGUGCUUCAAAACAUGUAAACGAGUGAGUUGAAUCCGUGCUUUGAUGUGUUUGAUCUAUGCCAUUUUCUUUUGAUGUGAUUUCUUUGUAAAUGGUAUGUCGGUAAUAGAAAGUACUCAAUUAGACUAA